Molecule: messenger RNA, 1493 nt
Organism: Rhinichthys klamathensis goyatoka
Lineage: Eukaryota; Metazoa; Chordata; Actinopteri; Cypriniformes; Leuciscidae
Product: P2Y purinoceptor 4
Exons: 2
Coding region: 75-1103 (342 amino acids)
Biological process (GO): G protein-coupled receptor signaling pathway
Cellular component (GO): plasma membrane
Molecular function (GO): G protein-coupled receptor activity
Source: RefSeq, a predicted model, not a curated record
AACUCUCUGUUCAAUUUACGUAUUCCAAAUGAGUUUUAAGGGGAGUGUUGCAUGAUCUGUGAAAUUCUUCUAAGAUGAACACCUCAGACAGUUUAGUGAACAGCAGUAAUGCGAGCCUCAAAGACACAUGUUCUCCUGAGGCUCAGCACAUGUCUCUGGCUGUGAUCCUCUGUCUCGUCUAUCUGCUGGGCCUCCUGCUCAACGGAUUCAGCCUUUGGGUUUUCACCUGUCGCAUUCAUAAAUGGAACUCUGGAGCCGUUCUGCAGUUCAAUCUUGCUCUAUCUGACACCAUCAUUACUCCACUUACCCCACUGAUGGCAGCGUACUUCGCCAUGGAUAGCAACUGGAUUUUUGGGAGUUUCGCCUGCCAGCUGAAGAUUGCCGUGCUCAGCAUCCACUUCAAUGGCAGUGUGAUCUUCCUCACACUCAUUAGCAUUCAUCGCUAUAUGACCGUGAUUCACUUCAACCGCUCCUCGUUGAUGAAAAGGAAGACUUUCGUGAAGAAGCUGUGUGCUGGGAUUUGGUGUUUUCUGAUAAUAAUUGGCAUUGCCUAUGGAUGGUUGCUUCCUGUAACCACUGAGGAAAAUCACGGGCAGUGUCUUACUAUUCAUCAGACAACAUUGACAGAUGCUUACUUUGUUAUUAACUUUGUGACUUUUUUCUUUUGGUGUAUUUUACCCUUAACUAUAUCAGUGUUUUGCUACAGUCGCCUUGCGAGCUCAGUAUCCCGCAUCAACAUAAAUUCUGUUCAGGGCCAAUCGUUCAAGACUAAAUCCUUGAGGAUGAUAGGGCUAUGUCUGGUCAUAUUUGGCCUUUGCUUUCUUCCUCUCAAUGUUGUUCGGACCCUUGGAGUAGUCAUGAAAAAGUAUCACCCUAAGAGAUGUAGAGUUCUGUUGCAGUUGGAAACAGCAUAUUAUGCAUGCUAUAUAUUGGCAGGAAUCAACUGCUGCUUGGACCCCCUAAUAUACUUUUUUGGAUCACGUAAUUUUAUUAAAGCAUUCAGGAGUUCUCUUAGGCUAAUAGGGGUUAAACGCAAUGCUGAAAACAAAAUUGAAUCAGAAACAUUAAGUGUAAACAGAAAUGUAAUUUUUACUGUCUCCUAGUGAAUUUUAAAGUUGGCAUUAGAUUUGUGACCAUAUUUUCAUAUUAUAACAUAAAUCCAAGUGAAAUGUGUUGGGUGGCUUUUGUCCAUCUGAAUUGAUUGGAUGGUUGUGAUUUCUAUUACUGUGAUGCGAGCAGGUUGCCCCGCCCUUGCGCCAGUAAACAGAGAAGAGAAGUUGCUGCAGGAGGAGAGGAAAUUAUUUUGAUUAAAGAUUAUGAUAGCACAUGAAUUUAAAACAAAUAAUGAUGUGUAUGGACAAAUCAUUUAUCACUGCAUGGACUUUUCUGCUAACAACACUGAACUGAACUGCACUGAACUGAAAUGCAUUAAAUAUGUUUUAAGAGAUGAAAAUAAAUAACUACUAUGCAUUGUGCAAGGCUAGCAACCCUUC